Messenger RNA from Neurospora tetraspora, 1945 nucleotides. Its product is annotated as Quinolinate phosphoribosyl transferase. The transcript has 2 exons. Lineage: Eukaryota; Fungi; Ascomycota; Sordariomycetes; Sordariales; Sordariaceae. The coding region runs from base 279 to 1706 and encodes 475 amino acids. The record is from RefSeq and is a predicted model, not a curated record. Gene Ontology annotation, molecular function: nicotinate phosphoribosyltransferase activity. Gene Ontology annotation, biological process: NAD+ biosynthetic process via the salvage pathway. Gene Ontology annotation, cellular component: cytosol.
AAAAGAUAACCGCCGGCGUCUCCACUCCUGCCCACUAUUGAAGGCGUUAUUGAACUUCGAUUCGUCAGCCUUCUUGGAGCAACUCAACUACCGAACCAUCUCGAGCCUCUUGUGUCUUGAACUUUUUCUUUCCUCUUUAAUUUCUCUAGUCAUCAUCCGAAAAUAAGUAAGGUUAUCGUAUACAUCACCGACAAAUUACAGGUUACGGCUCAUCCAGGACCCUUCCGACCCUACACGCUCAUCUCUUCCAGAGCUCUACCACACCAACCAUCACAGCCAUGGACUUCAACAGCUCUUUGCCUCACCCUGCGGGGGUCAUCUCGUUCCUCGACACCGAUCUGUACAAGCUGACGAUGCAAUGCGCCGUCCUCAAGUACUUCAAAGACGUUCCUGUCACCUACUCCUUCACAAACCGCACGCCCGAGAAGAAGUUGUCCCGCGAAGCUUUCGUCUGGCUCGAGGAACAGGUCAUGAAGCUCGGGAACAUCAGUCUUUCCCCCGAAGAGCUCCAGUACCUCAAGACUCACUGUCCUUACCUAACCGAGGAGUAUCUUGAAUACCUUUCCGAAUUCCGGCUUCGACCGCGAGAGCAGGUCGCCGUUAGCUUCCGCCCUACUGAUGACUCAAAUCUCGGAGAUAUCCACUAUGAUAUCAAGGGCACAUGGGCCGAGACUAUUCUCUACGAAAUUCCGCUCCUAGCACUUACUUCUGAAGCCUACUUCAAGUUCAUGGACACGGACUGGGAGUAUGAGGGCCAGGAAGAGAAGGCUUUCGAAAAGGGCAUGCGCCUUCUCGAGGCCGGCUGCGUGUUCUCGGAAUUCGGAACGCGCCGGCGCCGCGACUACCACACGCAAGCUUUGGUGUUUAGGGGUCUCACCAAGGCGGCCAAGGAAGCCGAGAAGAGGGGCCUGACCGGCAAGCUCUCCGGUACUAGCAAUGUUCACCUUGCCAUGCGCUUCAACAUCCCACCCGUUGGCACCGUUGCGCAUGAGUGGUUCAUGGGUAACGCCGCCAUCCUUGGCGAUUACACGUCCGCUACAGAGGAAGCCCUUUCCCGCUGGGUUGGAUGCUACGGCCCUGGCGUCCUCGGUAUCGCGCUCACAGAUACCUUUGGAACUCCUGAAUUCCUUAGAGCGUUCAGCAAGCCGAUAUCGGCCUCUGGCGAGCCAGUUCCCCAGCCAAAGCAUCGCAAGGUGAGCAUGGCCGAUACUUUUAUCUCCGCAGCAAAGGAGAUCAUCAAGGAUCUCCAUCCCGGCAAGACCUAUGCCGAAGUUUUCACUGGUGUCCGCCAGGAUUCGGGAGAUCCGAAGGAGUUUGUCAAAGUUAUGCGCAAGUUCUAUGAUGAACAAGGCAUCAAGGACAAGAAGGUUAUCGUCUUCUCCGACUCGUUGGAUAUCGAUAGGUGCUUGGAGUAUAAGCAAGUUGCUGAAGAGGCUGGCUUCCAGCCUACCUUCGGUGUUGGUACCUUCUUUACCAAUGACUUUGUCCACAAGUCUACCGGCAAGAAGUCCACGCCCCUGAAUAUUGUCAUCAAGCUGAGCUCGGCUGCCGGAAACCCAGCAGUCAAGAUCAGUGAUAACGCGGGCAAGAACACCGGAGAUAAGGCGACGGUCGAGAAGGUCAAGCGAGAGCUCGGAUACAUCGAAAAGGACUGGAGCGAGGGUGACGAGUCGGCAAGAUGGGGUCAUGAGGGUGAUGCUGCUUAAGGCAUGAGUCUUCAGUUUUGGUCUUCGAGUUUUGGGAGGUUAUACCAUGCAUGCGACUGUUUUUCUGCUUCUUCUCCUCACGGUGGGACGGAAAAUUUCUUACCGGACUACACAAUCCAUUGGAUGCGGCUACCCUUGGGUAAAAGCUCAAGGUCUUGGAUUCGAGCCCUAAUGGUGAUCAUUGACUGAUAUUCAGUUGACUACCCAACCAACCCAGCCCAAAGGCGAGGUCGUGAAGA